AACGUUAAGCGCUCUCGAGCAAAAAGGGGGAUGGCGCGGGGGUGGCGUUGCGCCGCCGGCAUCCUGGCAGUAGCCUCGAAGCCGCCGCUCAGUGCAGACCUCCACCACAUCGCCACCUCCGGAAAACCAACCCCCUGCAAAAAAUAUCGAACCUACCAUCGUUUACACACACACACAUAUACACGCAGAGAUACAAACGUGAGGAAGAGGGGGAUUCGCAACAAGUAAAGCUCGGCGAUAAAUAAUACAAAAGAAGAAGGAUGUCGCAGCCGAACUACAAAUUGAUUUAUUUCAAUGCGAGAGGCCGAGCCGAGCAUAUUAGAUUUAUAUUUGCUUAUGCGGGAAUCGAGUACCAGGACGAGAGGAUCCCGAGGGAGAAGUGGCCCGAAUUGAAAAAAAGAAUGCCGUUUGGAAUCGUCCCGGUUUUGGAAAUCGAUGGUAGACGAGUUGACCAGAGCAACGCUAUUGCCAGAUAUUUGGCCAACAAAUAUGGACUGGCUGGAAAGGACGAAUGGGAGGCUAUGCAAUGCGAUGCUCUUGUCGACGCACUCGGUGAUCUAAAGCAAGUUUUGUGGCAAUUGAGAACGGAGCAGGAUCCCAUCAAGAAGGAAGAGCGCAAGGCCAAGUUGAUGAGGGAGACAAUUCCAUACUACCUAUCGAAGUUCGAGAAAAUUGUUUCCGAGAAUAACGGCCUUUCCGUUGGCUCAGGUAUCACUUGGUGCGACUUUGUUUUCGCUGUUUCCUUGGAGAACUUCGAGGCAAUUUUCGGAAAGUCCUCGUUGGACUAUUAUCCUGCAAUGAAGUCGCUGAAGAACAGAAUCUACGCUCUGCCCAGCAUAGCCGAGUGGGUGGCCAGACGUCCGCAUACCGAAUCCUAAACUGAGCCGGAAGACCACUCACCAAACAUAGAGUUUUUUUUCAGUUAAAUCAUAGUUUCGAUAUGUUGAUUUAAUGUCAGAAAGAAAAAAAAGUAAGUGUUAACAAGUAUACAAGAAAUGAGCGAGACGAUUCGGCCUUAAUUAAAAUGAUCAUAAUAAAUAGUAGCUUGGAAAACUUUUGCUUUUUGGAAAAUGAUGGGCUUUGGGAUAACAAAUUCGUCUAUUUUUUUAUAUUUAAUUUACAUAUAUAGUGAACAACGUAUACUACUUGCAUAUUAUAGAAAUCGUAUAUUUAUGUAUACAUAAGAAUAUGAAUUUGCAUAUCUGUUCUACUAAAAUUUAGAGGAAUGGAAGCCUAUUUUCACUUACUGUUCCCCCAUGUAUCCGAAAAUCUGAAAUUAUUUUUUUAGUGAAAAUCAAAUCAAAAUCAUACCACUGAAAAGGCAUAUGGAGGAAGCGAAGCAUUUUU
Nicrophorus vespilloides is the source of this 1347-nucleotide messenger RNA. Its product is annotated as glutathione S-transferase-like. Bases 261 to 878 code for a protein of 205 amino acids. The record is from RefSeq and is a predicted model, not a curated record. The transcript has 5 exons. Gene Ontology annotation, molecular function: glutathione transferase activity. Gene Ontology annotation, biological process: glutathione metabolic process. NCBI's taxonomy places the organism in Eukaryota, Metazoa, Arthropoda, Insecta, Coleoptera, Silphidae.